Ictalurus furcatus (blue catfish) is the source of this 5678-nucleotide messenger RNA. RefSeq names its product cyclin-dependent kinase-like 5 (gene cdkl5). NCBI's taxonomy places the organism in Eukaryota, Metazoa, Chordata, Actinopteri, Siluriformes, Ictaluridae. Gene Ontology annotation, molecular function: ATP binding; protein kinase activity. Gene Ontology annotation, biological process: positive regulation of axon extension; regulation of dendrite development; protein phosphorylation. The coding region runs from base 408 to 3644 and encodes 1078 amino acids. Gene Ontology annotation, cellular component: nucleus; dendrite cytoplasm. The record is from RefSeq and is a predicted model, not a curated record. The transcript has 19 exons.
AGCGCGUCGCUCAGAGCAACAGCGCUUCUCCUGUAUCGCGUUGGGUUGCUUGUCAGUGGACUGGAAUGGAGGUGGAUAGGAUUGCAGCUGUAAUGAUGGGCUCCCGUUGCAGGUGAACAGAAGAAGAAGAAGAAGAAGACAUGCAGACCUGCUUCCGUGACUGUGAGAGAGGAGUCCGCGCGCCGCCCUCCACGACCCGAUGUGUUUUGUGCGUGUUUGUUUCAGUGAGCUUGUGUUAGGAAUAUGGGAUCAAUAUCGGGCCUCAAAGGGAACAGCAUUUUGGCUCCGAUGACCCGUUCAAGUGCUGCGUGGUGCUGUGUGUCCUGACCACCCUCUUGCUGCGGACACACACACACACACACACACACACACACCCGCACUCAUCUCUUCCCCUGCCUUUUGACUUCAUGAAGAUUCGCCUCAUUGGUGAUGUGAUGAAUAAAUUUGAGGUCCUUGGGAUUGUAGGAGAAGGAGCCUAUGGGGUGGUUCUAAAAUGCAGGCACAAGGAGACGAAAGAGCUUGUGGCCAUAAAGAAGUUUAAGGACAGUGAAGAGAAUGAAGAGGUGAAGGAGACGACCCUGCGGGAGCUGAAGAUGCUCCGCACGCUGAAGCAGGAGAACAUCGUGGAGCUGAAGGAGGCGUUCCGGCGCAGAGGGAAACUCUACCUGGUGUUUGAAUACGUGGAGAAGAACAUGCUGGAGCUUCUGGAGGAAAUGCCCAACGGCGCGCCACCCGAUAAAGUCCGCAACUACAUCUAUCAGCUGAUUAAAGCGAUCCACUGGUGCCAUAAGAACGAGAUUGUACACAGAGACAUCAAGCCUGAAAAUCUCCUCAUCAGCUCCAAUGACAUCCUGAAGCUGUGUGACUUUGGCUUUGCCCGGAAUCUUUCCGAAGGCAACGACGCCAACUACACAGAGUACGUGGCCACCAGGUGGUACCGAUCUCCCGAGCUUCUUCUCGGAGCUCCGUACGGAAAGGCCGUGGAUAUGUGGUCGGUGGGAUGUAUUCUGGGCGAGCUGAGCGAUGGACAGCCUUUAUUUCCGGGAGAGAGUGAGAUCGAUCAGCUCUUCACCAUCCAGAAGGUGCUGGGGCCGCUGCCGCCUGAGCAGAUGAAGCUGUUCUACAGCAACCCCCGCUUCGCUGGUCUCCGGUUCCCUACAGUCAGUCAUCCUCAGACCCUGGAGAGGAGGUACUUAGGCAUCAUUAAUGGACUCAUGUUGGAUCUUAUGAAGAACCUGCUGCUGUUGAACCCGUCGGAGCGCUUUCUGACAGAGCAGUGUUUGAACCAUCUCGUGUUCCAGGCACUGCGAGUGCUGGAGCGACCUGCGCCUCCGUCUCCCACCCCACCUCGCUCCUCCAAGAGAAAACCGUACCACGGGGACAACACCAUCCCCAGCCGUAGUAAGAGUUCUAGUCAUCGUCGGUCCAACAGCAAAGACUGCUCAUCGCUGCCGCGCCAUGAAGACUUGCGCCGGAGCACAGAAGGCUUCCUGAAUGGUGGCGGAGGGCCCGUGGCAGCCAGCUUGAGCCCUACACUACAUCCCAAGAGCUACCAGAGCCAGACGCUGAGCCGCUCAAUCUCUUGCAGCAAAGAGCUGGCCAACAACAAUCUGCCCCAUCUCUUGAGCCCCAAGGAUGCCAAAGGCAAAACCGAGUUCGACUUCACUCUGGGGCCCAAAACCACUGCCGGCGUGGACGUUUCCACUGGCAAGUACCUCAAAUCAUCCAAACAAAACCGCCAGCCGUCAUCGUCUUUUCUGGAAGGCAAAACAAGCACUCUGCAGUCUGGAGACAAGCACGGGCGUCAUGGCUACAUGGAGAGCUCACAUGGCUCUAUGCCCUCGUCGUCAUCGUCCAAGAGCAACUCAUCUUUCCUCGGUCUGUCCAAAAGCCAUGGCACACUGAGUGACGCCAAGUCUGUUGGAAACCUGACCGAGCCCCGCCUGCACCUAGAGGAGACCAUGCCCAAUUCUAGCUCUGGUUCCCGGUACUUCCCGACUAGCUGCUUGGACUUGAACGCCGCCCCAGCCAGCCCCCGAACAGAGCGGCACUCUGGUUCAGAUCGCCAAGGCCACAGCCCAGCAGGGCGAAACAACCCUCGCAUGGAAGGUGGCACCCUGGACUCGCACCACUCCUCCAGCCGCAAAAAAACGCCCGAGGAAGCCAAAGUGCCAGAUGCCCUGGAUCCAGCCAUGGUGGCUGGAGCCGCAGGCGUGCACGGUCACACACUUUCUGCCCCCCAUGAGGCCGUCCCCUACGGCCUGGGGUACACCAGCCCCUUCUCUUCUCAGCAGCGCCCCCACAGGCAUUCUAUGUAUGUGCGACGUGAACGCCACAGGACCCACGGUCAGGAGGCCGGGCUGGCAGUGAGCCAAGGUGUGCCAACGCGUGCCAGCAGCCUACAGCUACUCUCCCCUCAGCUGCCUCACCGCACAUUACCACGCCAUCCAACCAGCUCCUCCAGAGAGGAGCUCAGCCAGGACCUCAGCAGGAAUGAACAGUCUCCAAAAGAGAAGCCUCACUCUCAUGGCCCAAUUAAGGACUCAACAAGGGACAACACUUCUUCCUUCCACUCACAGCGUGCCAAAAAUGAGGUCGGGAUGUACCACGAUCCACAUAUGGAAGAUGGAACCUCAUCCAAGGAGAACCGGAUCAUCUAUAGUGACUCUAUGCCUCGCAGAGUGGGCAGCUUUUACAGAGUCCCUUCUCCACGACCAGACAAUUCCUUCCAUGACAGUGCGGCUCAGAGCAGAGUUCCACCCGUAUCAGCGGACAGCGCUGCCAUGGCCAACCACUCCAAACGCCAGACGAACUUUGACCCCUGGAAUAACUCGGAGGCCAUGGUUAUGAACCCACCGGAGAUUCCGAAACAGAAGGAAAAACAGGGUUUCUUUAGAGCAAUAAAGAAGAAAAAGAAGAAGUCACAACCAACGGAGGGCUGCGAGGGAAGGAACCCGAGCAUCAAGAAAAGCCUUUUCCCCCUCUUUAACUCAAAGAAUAGCUUAAAGCAUAACUCCUCUGUGCUUCCUGUCCUUGCUCAGCCCAUGGUUGCAGCUGAAGGACAGCAGGACCAGCUGGUGCUCCAGAGACCAGUGAAAUCCUCGUCCCACCACAGCAGCCGUCACCGGAACCGGGACAGAGACAGAGACAGAGACAGGGACCGGGACAGGGAUAGGAACCGAGAGCGAGGACGUGAUCGAGAACGAGAGAGAGACAACACCUGGCCUAUAGAGAAACAUACAAAUGUGCAACCUCAGAACCAACCUCUAAGGUCUCUGCGUAAGUUUCUGCACCUCUCAUCUCCCCCCUCAUCCUCUGCAGCUCCUAGCCAGCCUCCUCCUCCACCUCCUCCAGAUCGCUCCUCUGAACUGCGAUUCCAGCCACUUGCCAACCCGCCACCCAAAGCAGCACCCCCGAACAUGCCUGAAGCACGGGCCAUUCCAGUAGGCAGCAUCACUCCUAACACCAAGAGCCGUAAGCCCCACAGCUACCCUCUGCCGGGGCAGAUAGAGUCCGCCUGGCAUGCCUCAGCUCCCUACCCCGACCAACUGGCCAGUAAAGGUGGGCAGAAUGGCAUCGGGUUCGCCCGGGCUGCCCGUCCUCGGAUGCCAAACCUCAAUGACCUGAAAGAAACCGCUUUGUAGGGGGCAGACGUGUCUUCUUUCUCUCCUUUGACUCUUUGGGGGUAACUGCAAAACCAAUAUCACUUCCGCACUUAACGACACCUCUGGCCAGAAGGUGGCGCUAAUCAUGUCUUGAGUUUGUUUUUUAAAAAUCAUCCACAUCCUUUGAUAGAAUUUGUAUUAUUGUUAAUGGGUUCAGUUUUCAGUUAUUGACCUUGAUGAAGUAUCUAAGUAUUUGUAUAAGGAAAUUUAUCAGAUGGGGGUAAAUUAACCGUGGAAUAGUAAGAGCUUUAGUUUAUACACCAGAGAAUGUAUAAAUAUUUAUUGUGUAAUAAUUCUAUAUUUCAUGGAGAUUAUUUAAUUAAUUAUGAGUGUCUUAAUAUUUAAUAUUUACAUUGUACAGAGUGCAUUUUAUUGUUGUAACAAAUGGUACAUAUUAUUAUUAUUAUUAUUAUUAUUAUUAUUAUUAACAGUUUGUUCUGUUAUGAAUCCUCCACUGCCUAGGCAUCUCAGCUUUUAAACAUUUUGUGAGAUCUAUGAGAUCUAACGUCCCAUUAACACAGAAGCUACACUGUCAGAGGCUAAUUCUCAUCCCAUGAGCUCUAGCUAACAAAUGGCAGGGUUUUUUUUUGUUGUUGUUGUUUUGUUUUUUCUUUUGCUUGUUUUCCUUUUUUUUUUUUACCUCUCUCUUUUUGAAAGCAUUUCUAAACUAAAAUCUGAACUGUAAGCCAAACCCAGUCUGAAUGGCUGAAAAAGAUGGACGGCAUGCCACGGUAGACGCAGUCAGGGAUUAGUUCAGCAGGGUUCGUGUCAGUACUGACUGUCUGACGCUCACCUCUGCACCAGGUUUGUGUUCCAAAACUGUUUUUAAUGUUCCCUCAUUGACUUGCCUUUGUCAUUUCCCCUUUGGGAGAAUCAGUUCUUGUUCAAGAGAGUGUAAGUUGUUUAUGAGUGUACGUAUGAGCAAUAACUUAUAUAUGAAGUAGUCUCGCAAGCAAGACGAGGGAGUCUGAUACAUUUCGCCAAUAAACUUGGCCAAAAUAUGCCAGCUUUCCCAGAAAGAAGCUAUUUUCUUGAUAUCAACAAAUAGCAGACCUUUUUUCUGUAGCCUUGCUAGACUCUUAUUUACUCACUACUCUCUGCAUCAGACGGAUCUGUCUUUUAGACAGUUUUUAAAUCCAAGAGUCGGUAAAUGCUUUUCAAUCUGGUGACCACAUUUUGCUCUGAAAAGCUAAUUUGUUAGUAUUGAGAAGUACACCGCUCGCCUAAUAUUGUGUAAGUCCCCCUUGUGCCGUCAAAACAGCUCUGACCCGGUGAAACAUGGACUCCACGAGACCUCUGAAGGUGUGCUGUGGUAUCUGGCGGCAAGACGUUAGCAGCAGAUCCUUUAAGUCCUGUAAGUUACGAGGUGGGGCCUCCAUGGAUCAGACUUGUUUGUCCAGAACAUCCCACACAUGCUCGAUCGGAUUGAGAUCUGAGGAAUUUGGAGGCCGAGUCUACACCUUGAACUGUUUGUCAUGUUCCUCAAACCGUUCCUGAAGAGUUUUUGCAGUGUGGCAGGAUGCAUUAUCCUGCUGAAAGAGGCCACUGCCAUUAGGGAAUACCGUUGAAGAGGUGUACUUGGUCUGCAGUAAUGUUUAGGUAGGUGGUACGUGUCAAAGUAACAUCUAUACGGUUUCCCAUAAGGUUUCCCAGUAGAACAUUGCUCAGACCAUCACACCUCCUCCGCCAGCUUGUCUUUUUCCCAUAGUGCAUCUUGGUGUCAUCUCUUCCCCAGGUAAGUGACGCUCACGCAUCCGGCCUCCACAUGAUGUAAAAGAAAACAUGAUUCAUCAGACCAAGCCACCUUGUUCCAUUGCUUCAUGGUCCAGUUCUGAUGCUCAUGCUCCCAUUAUAGGCUCUUUUGAUGGUGGACAGGGAUCAGCAUGGGCACUCUGACUGGUCUGCGGAUACGCAGCCCCAUACCCAGCAAGCUGUGAUGCAUUGUGUGUUCUGACACGUUUCUAUCAUAGUGCUACAGUAGCUCUUCUGUGGGAUCAGACCAGACGGGCUAGC